GACUCCUUCGAACCCAAGUACAGACCCCACCCCGCUCUCUAACCCUCGAUAAAUUGCCCGGACGUGAGUUUGUUUAUUUGGAUGUUCUGGCGACCAGUUCAGGGUGUUCCCUGCUUCUCGCCUGAAGAUAGCUGGGAUAGCGAGCCUGCUGAACAUUCAUUCAUUCAUUCCUCUUCGGUUCCGGUCAUUAGGGUCGCGGGCCCGGUGAAGAUAAGCAGAACAACGCAAACACACGUUUCCGCGGACCUAAAUCCCAACUCAUCGGGCUUUUAUUGUGAAAGCAAAGUGUUUGUUUUCCGGUGAUGGGGGGGCCUUUCCGUCACUAACUUGUUUAGCGCAUCCAGCCUUCCUUGAAAACAGAAUCAUCUGAAGCUCGAAGAACAUGGACUAAACAUGGCCCACAAUACAGGCCAGUUCUUACAAGCUCUGGAAAGAUCCGAGGCUCGUCCGGAUGGCGGCUACAAGCACAAGUGGAGCGUCCCGGCGUGCGCCGCCCAGGACGACGACGACGACGAGGAGGAGGACGAAGACAACUCCAGCCCGAUGACCACAGAGGAGACGGACAAGCAAGCGUCCGCGUCCUUGGAUCGAAAUAAGGCUCCCUCUUUGCGGCACUUGACCUCCGUCGACCCCCUGAGGACGUACGAAAAGCGCUCAAGCAAUCUCGUGAGGCACGCAAGGUUCAGUUUAGCUCCGCCCUCAGCCGGCGCCUGCAACUACUUGAGCGUAAGCCCCUCCCCUCCGCAAGGACUGGUCCUGCAGGGGCGCCAUUUUCAGCAUGCGCAGAUCUCCUCCGCCUUCAGGAAGCCGGUCCAAAGAAACGAUUUGAGCGGGGGCGGCGGCGGCGGCGGCGAGCUGGCGGCGGCGGAAGUGGACAACAUCGUGCUGACGUGCUGCGGUGCGCCAGACGACGGCGACGGCUCCAACGUCAAGCGUCUCGUCCAUUACAAGAGGACGGCGGCGGAGACCGCGACAGUCUACCAGACGGUGUGCGGCAAGUGCAGUAAUCCCUGCGAGGACGUCAGCGAGUGCGACCGCUGCGGUAACCGGCCGGCGUGUCUCUCGCCCCGAGCCCCCCUCCGACCUCAGCCCUGCACCCUGCAGAGCUUCUGCAAGUCCGCCCCCCCCCGCGGGGAGGCUUCGCCCGCCGGGCCGGCCGGCGUCAAUGGCCGAUCUCCUCCGCUGGCCGGCGCCUCUUGCUGCUACGGCACCCGAAAGUCGCCGAGGGGGAGGCGGAAGACGUCGGCCCGGCUGCACCAGCUCGACCACCCCAUCGUCUUAUCCAGCGACGACGACGACGACGGUUCGGGAAACGUGGGCCGACUGGACAGUGUGUCGCCGCAGCCCGCGGACUCUGCGCACUCGUCGCCGGCGCCCUGCGGCGGUCGAGUGGAGGCGGCGGUGAAAAGCGGCGGCGAGCAGGAGGAGCUGAGCCCGGACUUCUUCUUUGAUGACGUCAACACGAAGAUGUCCAUACCUCGCCGAACCAGGAUGAAGGACCAGUUCGGAAAGCAGCCGAGGUCUCCUCGAAGCAAGCGCUCCAAAGUGGAGUCGGGCAAGUGCGGCAGCAUCAUCCUGCACUGUCGGAGCGUCCGCGUGGGAACGCUGCGCAGGAUGGUGACCAAACCCGUGGUGUUUUCCGUGGAGUUCAUCCAUCUGGAAACCGAAGGGCCGGCGCUAAACACGGUGGAGAAGGUGUCUCUGCGGGCCUCGGAGCUCAUCAGCUGCGAGUGGUGCAGCGUCCGCAAGCUGCCCGUCUUGUUCUUCCAGACCACGCCCGACGAGUGUGUCCGUCUCCGCUCGCAGCUCGACAUGAAGCAGGAAGACGGCGGACAGUGGUACGACUGCGCGGGGCAACAGUCGGACGAGAAGUACAUCGUGCUGAUCUUCACGGACGGCCUGGACAUGAAGGAGCAGAUGAUCCUGGAGGACAUCUUGAGCGAGAUCGGCCAGAACAACAACAUUAGCAACUUUCCCGCCAAGUUGGCCUUCGACGAGGCCAACACGCGUCUGGUGAACUUCAACAAGGCCACCAAGCAGAAGCAGGACAAGUUGAAGGGCGUCCCCGUCUCGUCUCGGCGCUCGCCGCUCGGCGCCGCCUUCGACCCUCCGAGCGUCUUCGAGCGCGACCGGCAGGACGUGGCCGACCUGCAGCCGCCCUUCAGCGGCCCGGUGGUCAAGCUGAUGGUGUAUCCGCCCCCUCCGGCCAAAGGCGGCAUCUUAGUCACCAACGAGGACCUCCACUGCCUUCAUGACGGAGAAUUCCUUAAUGACGUUAUCAUAGAUUUUUAUUUAAAAUAUUUAGUUCUGGAGAAACUCAAGAAAGAGGACGCCCAAAGAAUCCACGUGUUUAGCUCCUUCUUCUACAGGCGUCUCACCCAAAGGGAGAAGGGGAGCGCUCCCGACAGAAGCAACAACCUUCCGAUCCCCAAACGCAAGCACAACAGGGUGAAGACCUGGACGCGGCACGUGGAUCUGUUUGACAAGGACUUCAUCUUCGUUCCCAUCAACGAGUCGGCCCACUGGUACCUGGCGGUCAUCUGCUUCCCGGGCGGCGACCCGUCGUCGGACGAGCUGCCGGACCACUGCCGCCCGCUGUCCCCGGACACGGACGUGCUGGACGCGCCCCCGCGGGACUCCGCCUCCCCCGGGGAUACCCCUCCGCGGGACCCCCUCUCUGAGCAGCACACGCCGACACGCGACUCCACCGCCAGGGGGCGCCCUCAGAUCCACUACCCCAGCGAGUUGCACAGAAUCAGCACGUGCUACGCCGACGACGACGACAACACUUUGACGUCUGACGAGCAGAGCUCCAAUCAGGACGACUGCAGCGACGACGGCGCUUCGGACUCUGGCUCCGACGCGUCGUCCCGGGGCUGCAAACCCGACCGGCGGAAACAGUCUUGCAUCCUGAUCAUGGACUCCCUGCGCGGUCCCGCCAGGUCCACGGUGGUCAAAACUCUGAGAGAGUACCUGGAGGUGGAGUGGGAGGUGCGCAAAGGCAGCCAGCGAAUGUUUGGGAAAAACCUGAUGAAAGGCUCCAGUCCUCGCGUGCCUCAGCAGGACAACUUCAGUGACUGCGGGAUUUAUGUCCUGCAGUACGUGGAGAGCUUCUUCGAGAAUCCCAUCCCAAACUUCCAGCUGCCCCUCAACCUGUCCGAGUGGUUCCCUCAGCAGAGGAUGAAGAGCAAACGGCAGGAAAUCAGGAGCUUGAUCCUGCACAUCCAAGCGAGACAGGAAGCCCACAAGAACCGUCCCGAGCGGCCGGAGGCCUCGUCCGCUUCCUCGGAAGAGCCGGCGAUCGAAGAGACGCGCGACCUUUGAACUUGGAUUGUGUUUCUCUCCUUUGCGUCCUGAUCCGCCUCCACCGGCACCUUUAACUUCAUAUGAAUUAAAGUCACGUGUAUGUUCCUAAGGCAA
Syngnathoides biaculeatus (alligator pipefish) is the source of this 3420-nucleotide messenger RNA. RefSeq names its product SUMO specific peptidase 6a (gene senp6a). Gene Ontology annotation, molecular function: SUMO-specific endopeptidase activity. Gene Ontology annotation, cellular component: nucleus; cytoplasm. The record is from RefSeq and is a predicted model, not a curated record. Bases 394 to 3324 code for a protein of 976 amino acids. Gene Ontology annotation, biological process: protein desumoylation; regulation of kinetochore assembly; regulation of spindle assembly. The transcript is spliced from 23 exons. NCBI's taxonomy places the organism in Eukaryota, Metazoa, Chordata, Actinopteri, Syngnathiformes, Syngnathidae.